Messenger RNA from Racocetra persica, 338 nucleotides. Lineage: Eukaryota; Fungi; Glomeromycota; Glomeromycetes; Diversisporales; Gigasporaceae. The record is from the annotation of a GenBank genome assembly.
ACCAACAAAUCCAAUCUCUCCAAAGCAAAAUCCAGGAACUAGAACAAAAAUUAGAGGACUAUUCCCAAGGCGGAAUCAAAAUCCUUUUUUCUGGCAAAGCCAACGCUCAAAGAAUAGCCAGAAAAGUAAAACCUAGAACCUUAAAAGAAAUACCAGAAUUAAGCAUUGGUCGUAAUGCUAACAUUUAUUUUCCCGAACAAACCUAUAAUAAACUUCGUCAGGUAGCAGGAGUAAAGAUUAGCCGCUUUGUGGCUGAGGCGGUGGAAGAAAAAAUUGAAAGGGAGGAACGACAAAAAAAAGAGGAAUUUCAAAAAAAACUAAUUGCGGGCUAUAAGCGA